Messenger RNA from Oikopleura dioica, 393 nucleotides. The record is from the annotation of a GenBank genome assembly. Lineage: Eukaryota; Metazoa; Chordata; Appendicularia; Copelata; Oikopleuridae.
AUGGACUGGAAGUUGUUUGUCUCCUAUGAUACAGAUCCAAGAACAGAGCCUGAAGCAAUAAGUGUACGACCGGAGAGGGACUGUCUUUUCUUUGAAUCCACGGAAGAGCUCUAUAAAUUCAAAAUUAAAGAUCCCGAAACAAACUCUUAUCUUCGAGAGAACAUGGAUACGAAACUUGUUUAUAAAGACGGCGAAGAUGAAGGCACCGUUUUUUUCUUUGAAAAACAUGGAAAGGGAAACGCCGAAUGGUUUUACAUUAAAUCAGAAUCCGAUUACUACUGGAGGUCAAGAAGUUCCACUGAUAACGACGCUGCCUCUGUAAAACUGAAAGAAGAAGUAACUGAAGACAAAAAUAAACCAAGAUUUCAAUAUAUGAUACAAGAAUGUAUUUAA